AUGCAGAUCAAGUACAUCUUCGUCGCCGCCUUCGCCUCCAUGGCCCUCGCCGUGCCCUCUUCCAACGUCAACGAGGGCAACAUCCUCGCCCGCCAGAAGGGCCCCGUCAGACCCUCUGGACCCAGCUGCUGCAGCUACGUCGGCAACUGCCAGGCUUCUUGCUGCCCCACUGGAUGCCCCAAAUAA
Molecule: messenger RNA, 186 nt
Organism: Colletotrichum gloeosporioides
Lineage: Eukaryota; Fungi; Ascomycota; Sordariomycetes; Glomerellales; Glomerellaceae
Exons: 2
Coding region: 1-186 (61 amino acids)
Source: RefSeq, a predicted model, not a curated record